UUUGCCACUCGAUCGCCAUCAUGCUGCGCACCGCGGUCGGUGGCGUGCGCCGCCUCUCGUGGCUCUCGCACCUUGCGCCCCGAGGUCGCCGGUCGCCCACAGGACUCUUUGGCCUCCAAGGACUUGUGCAACCGAGCGACUUUGACCGGCUCGGCCGCGACGCCGUCGAGACGUGCAACCGCCUCAAGGCCGACCUCACGUCGCGCCCGCCGAGCCUCCGCACGAUCCAGGACCUCGAUGCGAUCUCUAACGCAGUGUGUGGGGUCAUCGACGCGGCCGAGCUCUGCCGCAACGUGCAUCCGGACGCCCGCUUCCGCGCCGCCGCAUCGGCGUCAUUCCAGUACCUCUCGUCGUUCAUCCAGGAGCUCAACGCCGACGUCGACAUGUACAACUGCCUUCGCGCCGUCACGGACAACCGCAGCCUCAUGGCCGGCUUUACAGAGGAGCAGCAGCGCGUGGGGAUGCUUUUGCGGGCCGAGUUUGAGCGCGAUGGCAUCCACCUCGACGACGCGGGGCGGCGCCGCGUCAUGGAGCUGCAAAAUGCCAUUACACGCUUGAGCAUGCAGUUCCAGGACAACAUGCAUUCCGUGCACUCGUUCAUCGAGGUCCCGACCAAGGCGCUGCGGAUGCUGCCGAAUGGGCUCCUUGGGCAGUGCCACGCCAGCGCCAACGGCACGACGGCGAUCCCGACGACCGUGCCGAUGACCAACAGCAUUCUCAAGUGGAUUCCAGACGCACAUGUGCGCAAGCAAAUGUACAUUGCUGGCAACGCGUGCGCCAGCGUCAACCUGCAGGUCUUGGACGACCUAAUUGCGGCGCGCCAUGCACUUGCAACGCUGCUCGGCUUCCCGACGUAUGCGCAUCUCGCCACGAGCGACAAGAUGGUCGGGUCGCCGUCCCGCGUCGACGCCUUCCUCCGUGACAUUGCUUCCAACCUCAUGACCAAGGCGGCCUCGGAGCGUGCGCUGCUUGUUGCCGCCAAGACCAAAGCGGAGGGCAAGGGCUUCUUUCCAGCGCCAUUGCCGCUCGAGAGCUGGGACACGCCGUACUACAUGGGCAUGCUCAAGGCGCAGGCGUUCGACCUCGACGCGCGCGUGAUUGCAUCGUACUUUCCGCUCGAGCGCUGCCUCGAGGGUUUAGGGCUCCUCUGCAGCGAGCUCUUUGGUGUCGACAUGACGCCAGAAGAUUCGUCGGCGCCCGAGAGCUGGCACGACGACGUGCGCAAGCUCCGACUGACGAAAGACGGCGUCGACCUCGGUGUCCUCUACCUGGACCUCUUCCCGCGACAGCACAAGUACCAUCACGCCGCCCACUUUACCGUUCGGUGCGGCAAGCGCCUCGAGGACGGGUCGUACCAGACGCCGAUCGUCGCGCUUGUCUGCAACUUUAGCCCGCCGAGUGCUUCGACGCCGUCGCUCCUCACGCACGGCGAGGUCGAGACGCUCUUCCACGAGUUUGGCCACGCGCUGCACUCGCUCUUGAGCCGCACCGAGUUCCAGCAUCUCAGCGGCACGCGUGGGCAGCUCGACUUUGUCGAAACGCCGAGCCACUUGUUCGAGUACUUUGCGUGGGACGAGCGCGUCGUCCAACGAUUUGCCAAGCACUACGAGACGCACCACCCGAUUCCGGCGUCGAUGCUCGCCAACCUCAAGGCGUCCAAGCACAUGUUUAGCGCGAUGGAGACGCAGACGCAAUGUCUCUACUCGCUCUUGGAUCUGACGCUGUUUCGGGACCAACCGCUGCCGUUCUCGCCGCCAACGACGACGCAGGCGCUGAAAGAGCUCCAGAACAAGGCGACGCUCGUGCCAUACGUCGAUGGCACGCACUGGCACACGCGCUUUGGGCAUUUGGUGGGGUACGGCGCCGGCUACUACAGCUAUCUCUACGCCCGUGUCUUUGCGGCCGAGAUCUGGGGCGCGUGCUUUGCUGAGGACCCGUGGCGACCCGCAUCGGGCCGGCUCGUGUACGACGAGCUCUUUCGCCACGGCGGCGCCAAAGAGCCGCUUGCGAUGCUUACCUCGAUUGUGGGCAAGACACCGACGAGCACGCGGUUUGUCGACGAGCUCGGCGUGUAGCCAGUGACGUGUCGCCCACCCGUGCGUGUCGACGCACUGCGUAGCAUUUGGAUAACUCGAAACAAAGAAGAUUGGAGGGGACGCGCGAGGACACGACAGAUUGCGUGGCGUGCAAAUCGCCUGCGUCAUCACCGC
Molecule: messenger RNA, 2210 nt
Organism: Saprolegnia diclina VS20
Lineage: Eukaryota; Oomycota; Saprolegniomycetes; Saprolegniales; Saprolegniaceae
Exons: 11
Coding region: 21-2075 (684 amino acids)
Biological process (GO): peptide metabolic process; proteolysis
Cellular component (GO): mitochondrion
Molecular function (GO): metalloendopeptidase activity
Source: RefSeq, a predicted model, not a curated record